AUGAGCGGCAAAUUCGUCAGAGCCUCCAAAUACCGCCACGUCUUUGGACAGGCAGCCAAGAAGGAAUUGUGCUAUGAAAACUUGAAAAUCACCAAAAAUGCCUGGGACUCCAACAUCAUCAGCAGCAACGGCAAGUACUUGUCAGUCAAUUGGGACGCGUCUGGCGGUGGAGCGUUUGCAGUGAUCCCUCUAUCGGAAGUGGGCAAAGCACCUGACCAGGUGCCGCUUUUCCGUGGCCACAAGGGCCCAGUUUUGGAUACGGUGUUCAACCCGUUUGACUCCCAGCAAGUGGUCAGUUGUUCCGACGACGGCAAGAUCUUGUUGUGGCAGAUUCCUGACGACUACUCGUUCCACCGUUACGUGGACGCCAACGACAACAUCAAGGACAUCACCGAGCCCUUGAAGGUGUUGUCUGGCCACACCAGAAAGGUGGGCCACGUCGAGUUCCAUCCCUGCGCUGCCAACGUGUUGGCAUCGUGUUCGAUGGACUACACAGUCAAAAUCUGGAACCUCGACUCCGGAAAGGAUGAGAUCACCUUACAACACAAAGACUUAGUGACCUCGUUUGCUUUCAACUACAACGGUUCGUUGAUGGCCACCACCUCCAGGGACAAGAAGUUGCGUAUCUGGGACGUCCGUCUGGGCAAGGUGCUCAGUGAGGGCAAUGGCCACACUGGAGCCAAGCCUUCGCGAGUGGCCUGGCUCGGAAACACCGACAGAAUCGUCACCACAGGGUUCUCGCGGCUUUCGGACCGUCAGGUGGGGCUCUGGGAUGUCAACGACAUCGAAAAGGGCCCCAUCGACGGAUUCCUCGUCAUUGACUCGUCCUCAGGAGUGUUGAUUCCAUACUUCGAUGAAGCCACUUCCAUCUUGUACUUGGCUGGUAAGGGAGACGGUAACAUCCGUUACUUCGAGUACAACGAGGACUACUUCCACGAGUUGUCGCAGUAUGCCUCCACGGACGCUCAGAGGGGGUUCGUUGCGGCCCCCAAACACUCGGUGAAUGUCAAGGAAAACGAAAUCACCAGGGCUUUCAAGACCGUCAACGACCUGUCGAUUGAGCCUAUCUCCUUCAUCGUGCCCAGAAGAUCCGAAUUGUUCCAACAAGAUAUCUAUCCAGACUGUCCCUCCGGCAAGCCAGCAUUGACUGCUUCUGAAUGGUUUGCUGGCAAGGAUGUCAAUGGUCCCUUGUUGAUGAGCAUGGAUGCUCUUUACGAGGGAACCACUCCAUCGAUCAGAGAGUCUGAGCCAGUGACUAAAGUCUCUGAAGCCAGGGAAGAGGCUGAGAAGAAGAAGGCAGAAGAAAAGAAGGCAGAAGCCAAGCAGACCGAGGAAAAGAAAGCUUCCAAGGAGGUCAAGGAGCCAGUCAAGGAAUCUUCUCCUGUGACAAAGAACGUCGACGAAGUGUUGAAGUCGGACUCGAAGGUCAACAACUUGCUUGACAAGGUUAACGGGCAAUCUGACGACGAGGACGCCGUUUCCGAAGACGAGAAGGAUGGUGACUGGGAAGAAGUUGCAAAGCCAAGCAAAGAAACUACCCCUAAGCAGAUUAAGUCAGAAGAAUCUAAGAAAGUGGAGCCAAAAGUUGAGGCCAAAAAGGAAGAACCAAAGGCCGAGCCCAAGGUAGAGGCUAAGAAAGAAGAGACCAAGGUUGAACCAAAGGUUGAGUCAAAGAAGGAAGAGCCAAAGAUCGAGCUCUCCAAGCCCAAGGAACUCGCAAAGACCCCAGAACCAGCCAAGCCAGAAUCUCCUGUUAAGGCUGGUGCCGGUGCCCCAACAUUAAAGGCAACCGUGGAGAAGUUGGCCAACAUUGUCAUUCAAUUGGAGAGCCAAGUCCAGAAAUUGACUGAUGCGGGCCUCGAAAAGGACGAAAGAUUAGCUUCCUUGGAGAAGAAGAUUGAUGAGUUAUUGAGAAAGUAG
This is a messenger RNA of Suhomyces tanzawaensis NRRL Y-17324, 1920 nucleotides long. RefSeq names its product Crn1p (gene CRN1). Bases 1 to 1920 code for a protein of 639 amino acids. Gene Ontology annotation, molecular function: actin filament binding. The transcript is spliced from 2 exons. Gene Ontology annotation, biological process: actin filament organization. NCBI's taxonomy places the organism in Eukaryota, Fungi, Ascomycota, Pichiomycetes, Serinales, Debaryomycetaceae. The record is from RefSeq and is a predicted model, not a curated record.